This is a messenger RNA of Rangifer tarandus platyrhynchus (Svalbard reindeer), 459 nucleotides long. NCBI's taxonomy places the organism in Eukaryota, Metazoa, Chordata, Mammalia, Artiodactyla, Cervidae. The record is from the annotation of a GenBank genome assembly.
AUGGCCCACGCGGAGCGCACCUUUAUUGCUAUCAAGCCCGACGGCGUGCAGCGCGGCCUGGUGGGCGAGAUCAUCAAGCGCUUCGAGCAGAAGGGAUUCCGCCUUGUGGCCAUGAAGUUCCUUCAGGCCUCUGAGGAACUCCUGAAGCAGCACUACAUUGACCUGAAAGACCGCCCAUUCUUUCCAGGGCUGGUGAAGUACAUGAACUCAGGGCCAGUUGUGGCCAUGGUCUGGGAGGGCCUGAAUGUAGUGAAGACAGGACGAGUGAUGCUUGGGGAGACCAAUCCAGCAGAUUCUAAGCCAGGCACCAUUCGUGGUGACUUCUGCAUUCAAGUUGGCAGGAACAUCAUUCAUGGCAGUGAUUCAGUAAAAAGUGCUGAGAAAGAAAUCAGCUUGUGGUUUAAGCCUGAAGAACUGAUUGAAUACAAGUCUUGUGCUGUUGACUGGAUAUAUGAAUAA